This is a messenger RNA of Paramecium tetraurelia, 1719 nucleotides long. RefSeq lists its product as uncharacterized. The transcript has a single exon. NCBI's taxonomy places the organism in Eukaryota, Ciliophora, Oligohymenophorea, Peniculida, Parameciidae. The record is from RefSeq and is a predicted model, not a curated record.
AUGAAAACAGAUAAUACUAAAUGCUUUGGAUGUAGUAAGAAAGAAGUAGAAUACUUAUAGAUCGAGGAUAUCUAAUCAAGUUAUGCUUUGUGUGAGGGUUGUUUGAAAGAUAAAAAAGAGAAUAAAUCAAAAUAUUUAAAAAAAGAUGAGUUCCUUAAAAAGUACGAAGAAAAACUUAAGAAAGAGUUCCCUCAUUAUUCUAAGGUCAUUUAAUAUAGGUAGAAUAUCGAGAAAUUAAAAUUUUGGGAAAAGUAAAUGAAACCUCAUCUGGAAGAUGCUUUAUUAUUUAUUAAAAAUAAUAACUACACCUAAUAGAACUUCUAUUUUUUGGGAACCUUUUUUUAGAAGAAGGGAAAAACAAUGGAUAAAUUGGCUAACCAGUUGUUGAAUUUCUUGAAUGCCAAUAAGUUAGAUAUAUCAAAUCCAAUUUAAUUUAUGGAGCAAAAUAAAAAUGACAAGUUUAAAGAAAUAUUCCUUAAUUAUUUGUAGGAGAUUAUUUAAAAACAAUAAUUCUCAGAUGUAAAGAAGUUUAUUGAAGCUGAGAUUGAUAGUAAAUUAUCUAAGAUUCCAAAAGAAUUUUAAAAAGUGGGAACUGAAUUAAAGUGUGAUUCUAAUGAGAAAGAGCAGAGUAAAUAUUAAGGUUAUAUCAACCUUUUUGAUCUCAAAAAUGGUAAAGGUAUUCUCAAAAAGAAGGAUAUAAUUUAUUAUGGAAUUUUUGAUUGUGAUAUUUUUAUAUAUGGAGUAAAGUUUGAAUAGAUUUCAUAGAAUGAGGGUUAAUUCUUCUUUGGAUAAUUUGUUAGGGAAGAAAUCCAAGGUUUUGGUAAGAUGCUAGCCUAUAAACUUGAUUUUUAAAUGAUGUAUUAAGAGUAUGAAGGAAAUUUUGAGAACGGAUUGAGACAUGGAAAAGGAUAAUUUAUGUGGAAACAAAAUAAUAAAAUCUUAAUAUAUGAAGGAGGUUGGUAAAAAAACUUAUAACAUGGAGAGGGCAAUAUUUCUAAUUAAAACAGUAUAAAGAAUGUUCAAUAUGAAGAAGGGAAAUUAAAACAAGAUUAACCAGUUCAAAAAAAUGGUUUUUAAAUGGGUUUUUAAACAUAAUUCCAAAUUGUUGAUCAGUCAUAAGCCUUAAUAGGUCAAAAAAUGCCACCACCUUAAUUUGGUAGUUUUACUAUUAAUUAACCGAAAAAUUAAUUUAAUUAUAUAAAUCCAGCUCCAGCUCCGUCUGUUGGUGGUUUUACUCUAAAUAAAAGUACAUAACCCGAUUCUUUAAAGGUGGAAAAACGUGUAGUUGCACCACUUUAAACAUAACUAGUAUAAUAGCCUUAAAAUUAGAGAUUAGCAACAGCUUUAAUAACACCUUCAAACGGUUUUAACUCAUACAAAUAAACAACGUAAGUUAUGGACAGUAAUAGAUUCUAAAUAUCGAAUUUUUCAAAUGUGACCUAAACUCAAAAAUAAUAAAUAUCAGGCGAAUCUUUAUAAACAAUACCAUAAUUUUCUUAAUAAUCUACAUUCAAAUUGCAAACUCUUUAGACUCAAUAGCCAUCCUUGAAUCCGCAAAAUAUCAAUAACCCCUUGUAAUUCUAGUCUGAUUCUUACAGAAUGUAAACUUAGCUAGCUUAAUUUAAUGUCAACACUCAAGCCAUGAAAAAUGCUGAUGUCGCCACUUUUAAACAAAACAACGUUGGACUAUAAAGUCGAUAAAAUAUGAGUUUUUAAUGA